This is a messenger RNA of Trachymyrmex cornetzi, 828 nucleotides long. RefSeq names its product fumarylacetoacetase. Gene Ontology annotation, molecular function: fumarylacetoacetase activity. The transcript has 4 exons. Gene Ontology annotation, biological process: L-tyrosine catabolic process; L-phenylalanine catabolic process; homogentisate catabolic process. The record is from RefSeq and is a predicted model, not a curated record. NCBI's taxonomy places the organism in Eukaryota, Metazoa, Arthropoda, Insecta, Hymenoptera, Formicidae. The annotation marks the transcript as partial.
CCAGACAAAAAAAUUGGAGUUGCAAUUGGUGAUCAAAUUUUGAAUUUAAAUGCUAUCGCAAAUUAUUUCGAUGGACCAUUGUUGGAAAGUAAGCAAGAUGUGUUUCGUCGUGAUUGUUUAAACGAUUUUAUGUCUCUCGGAAGGCCAGCAUGGCUAGAAGCAAGAUCUAAACUUCAAGAGCUGCUGUCUGCCAGUAAUCAUACUUUUCAAGAUCCUAAAAUCCGCUCUAAAAUUUUUGUCGCCCAGAAAGAUGCUAUAAUGCAUUUACCAGCCAAAAUCGGAGAUUACACGGAUUUUUAUUCUUCUCUUAAUCAUGCUACAAAUGUCGGUAUUAUGUUUCGUGGGAAAGAAAAUCCACUGAUGCCAAAUUGGAAAUAUUUACCAGUGGGCUAUCACGGAAGAGCAAGUUCCAUUGUUGUGUCAGGCACACCCAUAAGACGACCGUAUGGUCAAACACUUCCGGUUGAAGGUGCAGCACCUGUUUUUGGGCCCUGCAGAUUAAUGGAUUUCGAGCUCGAAGUUGCUUUCUUUGUCGGUCCAUCUACAAACCUGGGUGAUACUGUUCCAGCUUCUAAAGCGUAUGAACAUAUUUUUGGAAUGGUCUUGAUGAAUGAUUGGAGCGCAAGGGACAUUCAGAAAUGGGAGUAUGUGCCAUUGGGACCAUUUGGUUCAAAGAAUUUGGGCACGACAAUUUCUCCAUGGAUCGUUACGAUGGAAGCUCUAGACGCUUUCAAAGUACCAAAUAUGGCCCAAGAUCCAGAACCGUUUCCGUAUUUGCAACAUAAAGAGUCUUGUAACUUCGAUAUCAAAUUGGAAGUUGAUCUUAAA